CUCGUGAAUUGGGCCUAUGAUCCUAAGCGGGUCAAACAUAAGUGGCUUGAGUCAGCGUUCGUCCCAGAAUUCCCCGAGUCAGAGCUUUAUAACAUCAUCCGCGGAAGAGUUGUCAACUUCGAUGUUGUAUUUUCAGGGUGGUAUUCAGACGAACCGGAGCAAGAUUAUGAGGAAAAGCUUGGGAAAGUCAAGAUCAAAAUCGGAGGAGAAGCUGAACCUGCAAAGUCCGUACGGAGCUCACAAGAUUGGAGUGUCGCAUACUCUCUCUUUGCCCGCGCUAUGCGAUUUGCAUUCCCACACCGAAUUGAUGAGAUCGACGACUACGGAAACUUCAUCCAUCAAAAGUUCGCCCAAAACGUCAGCAAAUACCAUUCGCGUGUCAUUGCCUUCGACAAAGCAGUCAGAAAGCGAGUCAGUCGGAGGAGAGAUCUGCUGCUCUCCGAUUUCGACCAGUUUUCAGACUUG
This is a messenger RNA of Suillus fuscotomentosus, 465 nucleotides long. RefSeq lists its product as uncharacterized. The annotation marks the transcript as partial. The transcript has a single exon. Lineage: Eukaryota; Fungi; Basidiomycota; Agaricomycetes; Boletales; Suillaceae. The record is from RefSeq and is a predicted model, not a curated record.